CACCAAGAAGCCAACCGCUUUGGCGAAGAUCCAUUUGGAGGAUGGAACAACUCUCAUCGGAAAAUCAUUCGGUAGCCACGAAAGUGCGGAAGGAGAGGUGAGUAACUUGACAAUGCAGUACAUUUGAAUGAAAUGUAACAAGCAUCAGGAAGAGAGCGAUAGCAUAGAUCCUCACAUUCGCAUUGAAAUUUUACUCUAACCACUACGCAUGAAUGAAUUCAUAGGUUGUUUUUGCUACCGGUAUGGUCGGUUACCCUGAGAACAUGACGGAUCCCUCCUAUCAAGGUCAAAUUUUGUCCCUGACAACACCUAUGGUUGGUAACUACGGUGUCCCCGACCGAAAGACCUUGGACGAAUACGGUCUCCCAAAAUAUUUCGAAUCCGACAAGAUUCAUGUCAAUGGUCUUAUUGUUCAGGAUUACUCCCACCAUUAUUCUCACUGGAACGCGGCCUCUUCUCUCGGUGACUGGAUGAAAGAACAAGGAGUCCCUGGUCUUUCUGGUAUCGACACUCGAAUGUUGACAAAGAAAAUCAGAGAAAGUGGAGCGUUGAUGGGAAGAAUCGAGGUCGAUCUUGAUGCCCCAGCACCAGAUUUUAGCACGAUACAAAAUGCCAACUUGCGUCACUUGGUCGAUGAAGUCAGCAUCAAGGAGCCAGUUGUCUACGGGAAGGGAAAUGCAACGAAGGUGAUCGCCGUCGAUUGCGGUAUGAAAAACAACAUCAUUCGACACUUGGUCAAGCGUGGAGUCGAAUUGACGGUAGUUCCUUGGGAUUACCCCUUUGCCUCUGAAAUGCACCUGUACGAUGGUCUUUUCUUGUCGAACGGACCCGGUGAUCCCACCAUGUGCAAAGAAACGAUCGCCGAGCUCGAAAAAGUGAUUUCCGUACCCGACGACCAAGUCAAGCCUAUCUAUGGUAUUUGUCUCGGAAACCAACUGAUGGGACUUGCGGCAGGUGGACAAGCCGAAAAGCUUCCAUUCGGUCACCGUGGACAAAACCAGCCUGUCCUGAAUCACCAAACGGGAGAAUGCUACAUUACCCCUCAAAAUCACGGUUUCGUCAUUGACUGCACCACGCUCCGCCCAGGAUGGAAGACUCUUUUCACCAACGCGAACGAUGGCUCCAACGAAGGUAUCGCACACACGAGCCGACCUUACUUUACCGCACAGUUCCACCCUGAAGCUGCAUCUGGACCCUGUGAUACAGAAUUCAUGUUCGACACAUUCCUCGAAGCCUGCAGUAAGCCUAUGGACAAGAUCACAUUCCCAGUCCGAAAACCUCCUCCUCCACGACCGGAUGUGAAGAAGGUUCUGUUAUUGGGAAGUGGUGGAACCUCAAUUGGUCAAGCAGGAGAAUUCGAUUACUCUGGAGGACAAGCAAUCAAGGUAAGUCAGACACACAGCUCACGUCAUCUGUUCACAUGUAUUUCAAGGACAGAAAGAAUUGUCUAAUGAAUUUGUCAUUUUCAUUGCUGAAUCAUUAUUAUAGGCUCUCAAAGAAGAAGGAAAGGAAGUUGUCCUGAUGAAUCCCAACAUUGCUUCCGUUCAAACCAACAUGGACAGCAAGUCCGAAUUCAAGGCUGACCACACCUUUUUCUUGCCAGUGACACCCGAAUUCGUCGAGGAGGUCAUCAAGAAGGAAAAGCCCGAUGGUAUCGUUGUUUCCAUGGGUGGACAAACGGCCCUUAACUGCGCCGUUGAAAUGUACGAAGCCGGAACUCUCCAGAAGUACGGUGUCGAAGUUCUUGGAACUCCCAUUGAUGUAGUUAUCAACACCGAAGACAGACAAUUGUUCUCGGAUCGUUUGAAUGAAAUCAACGAAAAGAUUGCAAAGUCUUAUACUGCUGAUACUGUCGAAGAAGCUGUAGAAGCCGCGAAAGAAAUUGGAUACCCUCUCAUGAUCCGAUCUGCCUUUGCGCUUGGAGGUCUCGGAAGUGGUAUGUGUUACGAUGAAGACCAUCUCCGACACAUGGCGAGACAAGCCUUGUCUACGUCUCCUCAAAUUCUCGUCGAAAGAAGUAUGAAGGGAUGGAAGGAAGUUGAAUACGAAGUUGUCCGUGAUGCGUACGACAAUUGUGUGACCGUUUGCAACAUGGAAAACUUCGACCCGCUUGGAAUCCACACUGGGGAUAGUAUGGUCAUGGCUCCAUCUCAAACUCUAUCGGAUGAAGAAUACCACAUGCUCCGUAAUACUGCCAUCAAAACCGUACGCCAUCUUGGUAUCAUUGGAGAAUGUAAUAUUCAGUACGCUCUCCACCCCGAAUCUCUUGAAUACUGCAUUAUCGAAGUCAAUGCUCGUCUCUCCCGAUCGUCUGCUUUGGCUUCGAAGGCAACUGGAUACCCACUUGCUUUCGUGGCUGCCAAACUAUGUCUUGGAAUCCCAAUGACGGAAGUUAUUAACGCCGUAACCAAGAAGACUCAGGCAGCAUUCGAGCCUAGUUUGGAUUACAUUGUCACUAAGAUCCCUCGUUGGGAUAUGACGAAGUUCCAGCACGUCAGCCGUGAAAUUGGUUCUGCAAUGAAAUCCGUUGGUGAGGUCAUGAGUAUUGGCCGCACAAUGGAGGAAUCUUUCCAAAAGGCUAUGCGUAUGGUUGACCCAUCUAUUGCUGGAUUCGAACCGCACGAUCGAUUCGAGACCAUUGAAGAUCUGAAGCAAGAGUUGGCGGUCCCUACCGACCGUCGUAUCUAUGCUAUUGCACAAGCUAUGCACGAAAAGACUCUAAGCGUUCAGGAAAUCCACGAUAUUACCAAGAUUGAUCACUGGUUCUUGCGUAAACUUGAAAACAUUGUUCAAACUAGAAGCCAACUUGAAGCAACCACGCUUGACUCUUUGGACCAUGAACUCAUGCUUGACGCAAAGAAGGUCGGAUUUUCUGAUUCUCAAAUCGCCAAUAUUUUCAAGUGCAGCGAAGACGAUGUCCGAAACAAGCGCAUUGGUCUCGGAGUUGAACCCGUCGUCAAGCAGAUUGAUACUCUUGCUGCCGAAUACCCUGCUGCCACCAACUACCUGUACAUGACUUACCAUGGAACAGAAAACGAUGUCGAGGCCGAAGAUGGAGGUGUUGCUGUUCUUGGAAGCGGUGCCUACCGUAUUGGAUCGUCUAUCGAGUUCGAUUGGUGCGGAGUUAGUUCCAUUCGUUCGCUCCGAAAGAUGGGAUACAAGGCCACUAUGAUCAACUACAACCCAGAAACUGUCUCCACGGAUUAUGAUGAAUGCGACCGCAUGUACUUCGAAGAAUUGAACCGCGAACGUGUUCUCGAUAUCUACCAGCGAGAUAAUUUGGAUGGAGUUGUUGUCAGUGUUGGAGGACAAAUUCCAAACGGCCUUGCCAUUCCUCUGGCAGACGCUGGUGUCAAGCUUUUGGGUACUUCUGCGAAGAUGAUUGAUAACGCCGAAGAUCGUAACAAGUUUUCCGCCAUGAUCGAUGAAAUCGGUGUCCAGCAACCAAGGUGGCUCGAACUCACCGAUAGCGGAAGCGCCAUCGACUUUGCCAACGACGUCGGAUACCCUGUGCUUGUGCGUCCUUCGUAUGUGCUCAGUGGAGCUGCCAUGAACGUUGCGUGGAACGAUGAGCAACUGAAGGCAUUUUUGAACGAAGCAGCAACCGUUUCCAAGGAUCAUCCCGUUGUCAUCUCUGACUUUAUCGAAGGAGCUACCGAAAUCGAAUUCGAUGGUGUUGGAAAGGACGGUGAAAUCAUCGCCGCCGCGAUCCACGAGCACAUCGAAAACGCCGGAGUCCACUCCGGAGAUGCCACAUUGGUUCUUCCUCCUCAAACUCUCUCCGACUACACCAAGCACCGUGUUCGCGAUGCUGCCAAGAAGAUUGUCAAGCGUCUGAACAUUACCGGACCCGUCAACAUUCAGUUUGUCGCCAAGGGAACAGACGUUAUGUGUAUCGAGACCAACGUUCGUGCGUCCCGAUCCUUCCCAUUCGUUUCCAAAACCAUGGGUGUUGAUUUCAUCGAAGCCGCUACUCGUGCUAUGGUCGACGAAGACACCUCGGACAUGAACUUGCCUACUCUGGAAACCAGAGAUCGACCAAGUGGAUACGUUGGUGUCAAGGCCCCCAUGUUCUCUUUCACUCGUCUUCGAGGUUCCGAUCCUGUUCUAGGCGUAGAGAUGGCCUCUACCGGAGAAGUUGCAUGCUUCGGAAAGACCCGAGAGGAAGCCUUCUUGAAGUCGAUGCUCUCCACCGGCUUCAAAAUGCCGAAGAAGAACAUUUUGGUUUCGGUCCAAGAAUCGCUCCAAGACGAAUUCACCCACAGCGCAUGGCAGUUGAUCGAGCAAGGUUACACUCUGUAUGCCACCGAGAACACCGCCGAGGUGUUGAAGAAGAACCAGGUUCCUUGCACCGUUGUUGCAUACCCCACCGACGAGGGAUCGGAUCUGCCCAACGCCAGCGAGCUCAUCAAGAAGGGUGAUGUUGGUAUGGUCAUCAACAUCCCCACGUACGAGUCGAAGAGACUGGAAGACAACUACAGCAUGAGACGAACUGCUAUGGACUACGGAGUCCCACUCCUCACGAACACGCAACUCGUGAAGGUAUUCGCCAAUGCCGUCCAAGAGCACGAUCGUGACAAGGGUCUCGAACCAGCCACUCUGUUCGAACACUACCAAGGCGAGAAGGGAUCGGAUGCAUGGACGGACGCUUCCGAAUUCCAUUAAGUGGUACAAACUUCAUACAUGAUGAAUCACCUGUUGUCGAAGCAUUGCGGAAGGGGAGCCUUUGCUAAUUGUUAUACAAAUUAAUUCGGAACAACUAG
Messenger RNA from Pseudo-nitzschia multistriata, 4763 nucleotides. The record is from the annotation of a GenBank genome assembly. Lineage: Eukaryota; Bacillariophyta; Bacillariophyceae; Bacillariales; Bacillariaceae.